AUGGGCGUCAAGUGGAAGGGCGGUGGCGUGGUGUGGUUCCUCCUGCUCGCCGGCCUGCUCCUCCUGACGGUGGCGGCGGUUGCUGCUGCGGAGGAUGAGACGGCGAUGGAGGCCGGUGGCCGCCGGGACCUGCAGGAGAAGCUCCGGUGGUGCAAGAGGCAGUGCCGGUGGGAGGCCGGGCAAGACACGCGGCAGCGGAGGGAGUGCGAGGAGCAGUGCGAGCGGCAGCAGCAGGACGACGACGACGACGCCGCCGCCGCCGGAGAAAACACGAACGGCGCCGGCAAGGAGUGCCGCCGCGAGUGUCGCGCCUACCGCGACGAGCCGUGGCGGAAGCAGGAGUGCGUGAGGCAGUGCGAGUGGCGCCACCACGAGCGCCAGCAUCAUGGCGGCGGCGGCGGCGACUGCAGGGAGCAGUGCGAGCACCAGCAGGACUGGUGGGAGAAGCAGCGCUGCCUCAUGGACUGCCGUCGCCGGCGACAGGAGCAGGAAGAGGAGGAGUACGGCAGCGGCAGCGUCAACCACCAUGGCGGAGAGCACUGCUACACGCAGUGCCGACACCACCACGACCAGUGGAAGAGGCAGCAAUGCAUCGAGAAGUGCAGAUACCACCAGGGCCAACAGGACGACGUUGAGGUCGAGGACGACAGCUAUGGCGGGGAUCGCUGCCGCAUGCAGUGUCAACACCACCAUGACCAGUGGAAGAAGCAACAGUGCAUGCAAGACUGCAGACGCCACCACCAUGGCCAAGAGGACGACGUCGAGGAAGAUGACAACCAUGGCGGCCAUGGAGACCAGUACUGCCGUAAGCAAUGCCAACACCACCAUGACCAGUGGAAGAAGCAACAGUGCAUGCAGGAUUGCAGGCGCUGGCGCAAAGAACAAGAAGAAGACGACGGUGUUGAGGAAGAAGACAACCACGGCGGCCAUGGCGACCAGUACUGCCACAAGCAAUGCCAGCACCACCGCGACCCAUGGAAGAAACACCAAUGCGUGGAGGAAUGCAGGCAGCGGCGCCAGGAGGACGACGGCGUCGAGGAUCACAAGCACGGCGGCCGCCAUGGCGACCAGCGCCAGGAGGACGACGACGGCCAUGGUGGCGACGACUACUGCCGCAGGCAAUGCCAGCACCACCGCCACCAGCACGAGAGGCAGCAGCAAUGCAUGAGAGAUUGCCACGAGCGCCAUGGCUGGGAGACGGUGGCUGAUGAAGCCAUCCUCCAGGCAGUGUAA
This is a messenger RNA of Oryza brachyantha (malo sina), 1233 nucleotides long. RefSeq names its product antimicrobial peptides-like. The record is from RefSeq and is a predicted model, not a curated record. Bases 1 to 1233 code for a protein of 410 amino acids. Gene Ontology annotation, biological process: defense response to fungus. NCBI's taxonomy places the organism in Eukaryota, Viridiplantae, Streptophyta, Magnoliopsida, Poales, Poaceae. The transcript is spliced from 2 exons.